Phoenix dactylifera (date palm) is the source of this 2064-nucleotide messenger RNA. Lineage: Eukaryota; Viridiplantae; Streptophyta; Magnoliopsida; Arecales; Arecaceae. The record is from RefSeq and is a predicted model, not a curated record.
ACUAACAACCUCCUCCUCCUCCUCCGUCUGCCCCCUAUAAAUGGGUUAGCCGGGUCUCUUGCUCUCCCCACCUGGCUCUUGUUCUCACUCGCUUGGCUUAUUGGAAAGAGAGAGAGAGCGGACGGAGAUUCUCUUGUCCCUGCUGCUGAUACGGAGUUCAGCUCUCGAUCGUCGUCGAUUUUUUCCAUCUAUGAGCAAAUUCGGCAUCCGCUCUCCGCCCCGUUGAUUCUUGAUACCCUUUCAAAUUCUCCCCCGAUCUUCUCGCUUCCUCGUCUUCUCAUCGUCGUGGCCUGCCAUCCGAUUAUCUGAUUUUGGGUUUCUUUCUUCCUUCUCCGAUUCGAAACCUCUCUCCGCCCCUCAAUUCCCCACUGAUCUUUUCAAUUCCUUCUCGGAAUCCGCUAUUUCUAGGGUUUCGUCCCUUCUUUCUUGGUUUUUUUAUCCUCCCCCAGUUGUUUGUUUUUCUAGUUUGUUAUUCGGUCCGGUCCGAUACGUGAUCUCUAGGGUUUCUUGGCAAGAUCCGUUGAUCAGGUCCGACUUUCCCCAAGAUCCGACAAGAAACAGAUGAAUCCAAGGUUAAACCAGCAGCAGGCCUUAAUGCAGCAGGCGAUGCUCCAGCAGCAGCAUCUUUACCAUUCUGGCGUUCUUGCUGCGGCCAUGUCUCAGAUGGAGCCUGUUCCAAGUGGCAAUCUCCCCCCAGGGUUUGAUCCAUCUACAUGCCGCAGUGUGUAUGUGGGCAAUAUCCAUCCAGCUGUCACAGAGAGCCUUCUUGCUGAAGUUUUCCAAAGUAUUGGUCCACUUGAAGGAUGCAAGCUUAUUCGAAAAGAGAAGUCAUCUUUUGGAUUUGUUGAUUAUCAUGAUCGGAGGUCAGCAGCUCUUGCAAUUGUGUCAUUGAAUGGGCGCCAGAUAUAUGGUCAGGCAAUUAAGGUGAAUUGGGCAUAUGCUGGUGGCCAGAGGGAAGAUACAUCUGGACACUUCCAUAUUUUUGUUGGGGAUUUGAGUCCUGAAGUAACUGAUGCAACUCUUUAUGCCUGUUUCUCAGUAUAUCCCAGUUGUUCUGAUGCGCGUGUCAUGUGGGAUAACAAAACAGGGCGCUCUAGAGGAUUCGGAUUUAUUUCUUUCCGCAAUCAGCAGGAUGCUCAGAAUGCUAUAAAUGACAUGACUGGUAAAUGGCUUGGAAGCAGACAAAUACGGUGCAAUUGGGCAACCAAGAGUGCUGGGGAGGACAAACAGAACAAUGAUAAUCAGAAUGCUGUUGUAUUGACAAAUGGAAAUUCUGGUAAUGCAGAUGGAGGCCAGGAGAAUGCAAAUGAUGAGCCUCCUGAAAAUAAUCCUGCCUACACAACUGUAUAUGUUGGCUACCUGGCUCAUGAGGUGACACAAGCUGAGCUCCAUCACCAAUUUCACUUUCUAGGGGCCGGUGUUAUUGAAGAAGUGCGCAUACAGAGAGAGAAAGGAUUUGGAUUUGUGAGAUAUCAAACCCAUGAACAAGCUGCUUUAGCCAUUCGAAUGGCCAAUGGAAGGAUCCUAUGUGGGAAAUCAGUGAAAUGCUCAUGGGGUACUAAGCCAACCCCCCCGGGGACAACCUCCAACCCUCUACCACCCCCGGUUCCUCCUUUCCAAAUGUUACAAACGCCAGGUCUCCACCAAGGCUAUACAGCUGCAGAGCUGCUGGCUUACCAGGCUCAGGCUGCUGCUGCUGCUGCUGCUGGGCCAUUGGCUGGCCAGCAUGGCCUUGCUGCACAGGUAUCUGGAGGGCUCUUGUCUGGAGGUUCCCAGGCAAUGUAUGAUGGCUAUCCCAGUCACUCAUCUGCUCGACAGCUAAUGUAUUACAACUAGACCCAUGCAGUGGGGGCAGUUCUGCAUGAUGUGGACUGCUUCCUGAUGAAUGCCUGACUCGAACAUCCCUGCAUUGUUUGCUUUUGUUGUCUGCUAUUGAUAUUCAGCCCCUCAUCGUUCAUUUCAAGAUCUUAGCUUCUCUGUGUCUCUCUGUGUAUGAUGAUGGUAUUUUGUUUUCAAUUUAUGCAUGAUAUCAUGAAAUAAUAGGGCAUCGUAUUAGCCUUCUAA